AUGAAGGCGCAGAACAUUCGGACCCUUUCUCUCAUCCUGUGUAUGCUAGCCUACCUGCUUGUGGGAGCCGCGGUGUUCGACGCCCUCGAAUCAGAGACCGAGAACUCGAGGAAGAAGAUCCUGGAACAGAAACGCAAUGAGCUGAAGAAGAAGUACGGAUUUACCGAUGACGACUACCGGGAGAUCGAGAGAGUGGUUCUUCAGUCGGAGCCCCAUUGCGCGGGGAGACAGUGGAAAUUCGCGGGAUCCUUUUACUUUGCUAUCACCGUCCUCACAACGAUAGGUUAUGGUCACGCUGCUCCAAGCACUGAUGCUGGAAAGGUAUUCUGCAUGUUCUAUGCCGUUCUGGGUAUCCCUCUGACACUGGUCAUGUUCCAGAGCAUGGGGGAAAGGAUCAACACGUUUGUCCGCUACCUCCUCUGCAGGCUCAAGCGAUGCAUGGGCUUACGGAAGACUGAUGUGUCCAUGGGGAACAUGGUGCUGGUGGGCCUCCUGUCCUGCAUGAGCACCCUCUGUGUCGGGGCAGCAGCCUUCUCCCACUUUGAGGGCUGGACUUUCUUCAAUGCCUACUACUACUGUUUCAUCACGCUCACCACCAUCGGCUUCGGGGACUUUGUGGCCCUGCAGAAGAAGGAGGCACUCCAGAGGAGGACUCCCUAUGUGGCCUUUAGCUUCAUGUACAUCCUGGUGGGGCUGGCAGUGAUCGGGGCUUUCCUGAACCUGGUGGUGCUACGCUUCCUCACCUACAGCACAGACGAGGCAACCAGGAGCCUGGAGGUGGAGUGGGAGGAGCAAAAGCCAGCAGCGCCUAAGACGACAGGGGGUGGGGAGGUGGAGGCAGAUGUUGAAGCAUCAGUGUGGGACAGAGCUGAUGGGAUAGAACGGUUUGGAGCUGAGGAUGGUAACAGUAGCCGCUGUAACCUCUCCCUGCCCAUGGAGGGAGGCACCAGUCGUACCAAUCUCAUCCCCUCUCCAUCUGAGGAGCGUAGAGAGACCCCUGGGGUCAGGGACUCUGCUAAGCAUCCUGAGUCCCGCAUCAGCGCCCUCUGCUCCUGUAUGUGCUUCAGGUUGGUUGCCUGUGACAGCCCCUCUCCGGCCCACUGUGAGCACUCAGGCUGCCACAGCAACCCUGUCUUCUACAACUCCAUCUCCUACAGGGUGGAUGGAGCCUCCUGCAGCUCCAGGGGCACCUCAACCCAGUCCUUCCCCAGCAGCGAUGCCCUUUUUCUGGGGAUGAGCAGCCCUCACACACGGAGGAAGUCAAUAUAGCUGCUUGGAUUGUUGGGACUCACUCUGAACUAAAGUGGUCUUUGUUCUUAUCUACACUACAGCCAGAUAUGUUACUCUGAUUCUCUGCAGGUGGAACAAAUUGUGUAUGCUUUCCCAAAAAGGUCACCUUUACAUAUUUUAGGUUGUGCUUCUACACUAUAUAUACAAAGUAUGUGGACAUCCUUUCAAAUAAGUGGAUUCAACUAUUUCAACAAUACCUGUUGCUGACAGGUGUAUAAAAUCGAGCACACACCCAUGCAUUCUCCAUAGACAAACACUGGCAGUAGAAUGGCCUUACUGAAGAGCUCAGUGCCUUGAACAUGGCACCGUAAUAGGAUGCCACCUUUCCAACAAGUCAGUUUGUCAAAUUUCUGCCUUGCUAGAGCUGCCCUGGUCAACUGUAAGUGCUGUUAUAGUGAAGUGGAAACAUCUAGUAGCAACAACGGUUCAGCCGUGAAGUGGUAGGCCACAUAGGCUCACAAAAAGGGACUGCAGUGUUGAAACGCAUGCAGUGGUUCCUCCUUUAAAAGUUUGUACCGCGGGACUUAGAGGUACCCUGCGUCACGGCUUCACUGCUCCAGACCACCGCAAGGGGGAGUUAGAGCACUCAUUACAUUGUAGAAUAAUAGUGAAGACAUCACAACUAUGAAAUAACACAUGUGGAAUCAGUUAAGAACAAAUUCUUAUUUACAAGGACAGCCUACUCCUUCCUCCCUGUUGGGGAAUUGAACCCCGGUCUCCCGCGUGCCCUUCCCGCACGACACAGGCUUUCUUUAGCAAAAUAGCCCAGUACUGUACUGCCGACGUCACGUUGUACAGUUUCCUUUUUCGUUUUUCUCCGAAUAUAAACACCAUAAUAUUAAUCAAAUUAAUUAAGACAAAUUUCUUAAAAUCAAUCCCAUAUACUAUGCUAUUACAAAAAAGGUUUUAAAUUCUCUGGUAAUGCCAAUAUCGAAGACUAUCAAAUGCUUCUCAAAGAUGCCUUCUGGUGGUCAAACUAGCACUAACUUGCAUUAACAGAACAAAUGGCUUAGAAUUUGAUAACGUGCCACAGAAUGUUGCAGCAGCCUGUAAGGAGUGCUGCAGUGUGACACAACUUUUAACGGAGGAACCACUGUAGAGGGUAAAAAUCACCUGUCCUUGAUUGCAACACAAUAACUGUUUGUCGGGAGCUUCAUGAAAUGGGUUUCCAUGUCCGAGCAGCUGCACACACGCCUAAGAUCACCAUGCGCAAUGCCAAGCAUCGGCUGGAGUGGUGUAAAGCUUUCCGCUAUUGGACUCAGGAGCAGUGGAAACACAUUCUCUGGAGUGAUUAAUCGCGCUUCACCAUCUGGCAGUCCGAUGGAAGAAUCUGGGUUUGGAGGAUGCUAGGAGAACGCAACCCAAUGCAUAAUAACAACUGUAAAGUUUGGUGGAAUAAUUGUCUGGGGCUGUUUUUUAUGGUUUGGGCUAGGCCCCUUAGUUCCAGUGAAGUGAAAUCUUAAUGCUUCAGCAUACAAUGAUAUUCUAGACAAUUCUGUGCUUCCAAUUUUGUAACAACAGUUUGUGGAAGGCCCUUUCCUAUUUCAGUAUGACAAUGCCCCCAUGCACAAAGCAAGGUCCAUACAGAAAUGGUUUGUCGAGAUCGGCGUGGAAGAACUUGACUGGCUUGCACAGAGCCCUGAUCUUUGGGAUGAAUUGGAACACCGACUGUGAGCCAGGCCUAAUUGCCCAACAUCAGUGCCCGACCUCACUAAUUAUCUUGUGGCUGAAUGGAAGCAAGUCCCCGCAGCAAUGUUUCAACAUCUAGUGGAAAGCCUUCCUAGAAGAUUGGAGGCUGUUAUAGCAGCAACGGGGAGACCAAAUUCAUAUUAAUGCCCAUGAUUUUGGAAUGAGAUGUUUGACGAACAGGUGUCCACAUUCUUUUGACCAUGUAGUUUGUUAAUUUUUUCCCAGUCAAUAUGUAGCUUUUACAGAUAUCCUAUUCUGCAUUAUAUUUUUUAAUUGCAUUGUUUUCUAUGACACGGAUAAAUCAAUUAUUUACUCAGGUGCAGCGGUCUAAGGUACUGGUUCGAUUCCAGGCUGUAUCACAUCAGGCCGUGAUUGGGAGUCAUAUAGGGCGGCGCACAAUUGGCCCAGCGUCGUCCGGGUUUGCCCAGGGAAGGCCGUCAUUGUAAAUAAGAAUUUGUUCUUAACUGACUUGCCUAGUUAAAUAAAGGUGAAAUACAAAAUAAAGUAAAAAAGUUA
Molecule: messenger RNA, 3495 nt
Organism: Oncorhynchus nerka (sockeye salmon)
Lineage: Eukaryota; Metazoa; Chordata; Actinopteri; Salmoniformes; Salmonidae
Product: potassium channel subfamily K member 15-like
Exons: 2
Coding region: 1-1269 (422 amino acids)
Biological process (GO): stabilization of membrane potential; potassium ion transmembrane transport
Cellular component (GO): plasma membrane
Molecular function (GO): potassium ion leak channel activity; outward rectifier potassium channel activity
Source: RefSeq, a predicted model, not a curated record